Neopsephotus bourkii (Bourke's parrot) is the source of this 6021-nucleotide messenger RNA. Its product is annotated as laminin subunit beta-1-like. Gene Ontology annotation, molecular function: extracellular matrix structural constituent. Lineage: Eukaryota; Metazoa; Chordata; Aves; Psittaciformes; Psittacidae. The coding region runs from base 1 to 5895 and encodes 1964 amino acids. The transcript is spliced from 33 exons. Gene Ontology annotation, cellular component: laminin trimer. The record is from RefSeq and is a predicted model, not a curated record. Gene Ontology annotation, biological process: substrate adhesion-dependent cell spreading; cell migration; basement membrane assembly.
AUGGGGGGGAUAACACCACACUACACUGGGGGAGUUGGGAACCCAACUUUCCCACCUGAUCCCACUUCCCAGUGCUGUCCCUGGUGCAUCUCCGUGCUGGAGCUGGGAGAAGCCAGGCAGCAGUUGCCGUACCCUCGAGCGCCUGACCCGGCUGCCGACUGCCCCCGGCACCGCGCGGCAUCCCCUGGUCACGAGGCCCCGGCGCUGCUGCCAGCACCUUUCCGGAUCACGGAGCUUUGUGCUGCAUCAGGGGGUUGGGAUGCGGGGCCGGGCCUGCAUGGGGCAGCCUGGGGUGGGAGGGUGCUGGGUAGCAUCAGGGUGCACAGACAGGAGGUACCCCAAGGCCUUGUGCUCUCUGCAGCGGGGGUAGCACCGGCGUGGGGACAGCAGGAGCCUGACCCCAGCUACGGAUGUGCCCGCGGGAGCUGCUACCCGGCCACCGGGAACCUGCUGGUGGGAAGAGCCCCUCUCCUGAGCGCCACCUCCACGUGUGGGAUGCAGGGCCCGCAGGAGUACUGCAUCGUCAGCCACCUCCAGGACUCGGAGAAGUGCUUCACCUGCGACUCGCGGGACCCAUCCCUGCCCCAGAGCCACCGCAUCGAGAACGUCAUCUUCCUGAGCGGCCCCAGCGCCGGGCGCACGUGGUGGCAGUCCGAGAACGGCGUGGAGCACGUCAGCAUCCAGCUGGACCUGGAGGCUGAGUUCCACUUCACACACCUCAUCAUGAAGUUUAAGACGUUCCGGCCCGCGGCCAUGCUGGUGGAGCGCUCGGCCGACUUCGGGCGCAGCUGGAAGGUCUAUCGAUACUUUGCCUACAACUGCUCCAAGCUCUUCCCCGGCAUUCCUGAUCAGCCCUCGGGGCUGGUGGAUGAGGUGCUGUGUGACCAGCGCUACUCCGAGAUUGAGCCCUCCAGCCAUGGGGAGGUCAUCUUCAAGGUGCUGGACCCCUCCAUCCCAGUGGCGGAUCCCUACAGCCCGGACAUCCAGGACCUGCUGCGCGUCACCAACCUGCGCAUGAACCUCACCAAGCUGCACACGCUGGGGGACAACCUGCUGGACACGCGGCGCGAGGUGCUGCACAAGUACUACUAUGCUGUGGACGAGCUGGUGCUGCGCGGGAGCUGCUUCUGCCAUGGGCACGCUGCCCAAUGCGCGCCGGCACCCGGUGCCCCAGCGGCUACAGCACCCGGCAUGGUCCAUGGGCGCUGCGUCUGCGAGCACCACACACAAGGACUGAACUGUGAGCGCUGUGAGGACUUCUACCAUGACCUGCCCUGGCGCCCGGCCGAGGGCUCCAGCACCAACGCCUGCCGCAGAUGUGACUGCAACGAGCACUCGCGGCGCUGCCACUUUGACAUGGCCGUCUUCCUGGCCACCGGCAACACCAGCGGGGCCGUGUGUGACGGCUGCCAGCACAACACCAUGGGCCGCCGCUGCCACCUCUGCAAGCCCUUCUACUACCGGCACCCGCGCUCCGACAUCCGCGCCCCCACUGCCUGUGCCCCCUGUGACUGUGACCCGGCGGGCUCGCUGGAUGGAGGGGCCUGUGACGGGCACACAGACGUGGCGCUGGGCAUGAUCGCGGGGCAGUGCCGCUGCAAGGAGAACGUGGCCGGUCCCCGCUGCGACCGCUGCCGGCACGGCGCCUAUGGGCUCAGCCAUGGAGACCCCCAGGGAUGCCAGCCGUGCAGGUGUGACCCACGGGGCACGGUGGCCGGCAGCUCCCCCUGCGACCCCAUCAGUGGGGACUGCUACUGCAAACGCUUCGUGGCUGGGCGCUCCUGCAGCCAGUGUGUGCCUGAGUUCUGGGGCCUGAGCUAUGACGUGGGGGGCUGCCGGCCCUGCGACUGUGACUUCGGGGGAGCCUACAGCAACCGGUGCUCCAUGGAGGACGGGGCCUGUCCCUGCCGUCCCCACCUUAUGGGGCGUCAGUGCGACCAGGUACAGCCCGGCUUCUUCUGCGCCCCCCUUGACUACUACACCUAUGAGGCCGAGCAGGCCGUUGGGCACAGCCAUGGCCAUGGCCAGCUCCCGGGGGCCAUCCGUGCGGAGGCGCCCCAGGACUGCCUGGAGUACGACCCUGGGGAGCCAGGGGCACGGAGGGGCCACCCCCGGCACCAACGCAGCCCCCGCCGUGCCCCCCAUCCCCGCAGCGCCCCACGCCGCAGCCGGCAGCAGCCCCCCAGGCCGGAGGUGGAGGAGGUGGUGCGGGACGGCACCGCGCACAUGGUGACCUGGACGGGCUCCGGGUUCGCCCGGGUGCGGGAUGGAGCUGGGCUGACGUUCCACGUGGACAACGUGCCCUACCCCAUGGACUACGAGCUGCUGGUGCGCUACGAGCCAGAGUCAGCUGAGGACUGGGAGGCCGUGGUCAGUGUCAGCUCCCAAGUGCUGCCCACCAGCCCUCGCUGCGGGAACCUGCUGCCCUCCGAGCAGAUGUACCGCGAGAGCCUGCCCCACAGCCAGAGGUACGUGCUGUUGUCCCGACCCUUCUGUUUCGAGCCCAGCACCCCCUAUGAGGUGACCAUGAGGCUUCAACGGGCCGGCGUCACCCAGCGCCACCCCAGUGCCUUCAUCCUCAUUGACUCGCUCGUGCUGCUGCCGCGGGUGUCGGAGCUGCCGGGGCUGCACGGGGCCGAGGCGGCGCCGCGGCUGGAGGAGCUGGAGCGGUACCGGUGCCUGGAGGCGUCCCGCAUGGCCCCGCCGCCCGCCCUGGCGCAGGCCUGCGCCCGCCUGCUCUGCAGCGUCUCUGCCCUGAUGCACGGCGGGGCCCUGCCCUGCCAGUGCGACCCGCAGGGCUCCCGCAGCAGCGAGUGCCAGCCCCAGGGCGGGCAGUGCCAGUGCAAGCCCCACGUCCUCGGCCGGCGCUGCGACCGCUGCGCCCCUGGCAGCUACGGCUUCGGGCCGCUGGGCUGCAGCCCCUGUGCCUGCUCUGCAGAGGGCUCGGUGUCCCAGCUGUGUGAUGCAGUGAGCGGGCAGUGCCGGUGCCAGCCCGGUGCCGUGGGCCGGCGCUGUGACCAGUGCCAGCCCGGCCACUGGGGCUUCCCGUCCUGCCGGCCCUGCCAGUGCAAUGGGCACGCCGAGGAGUGCAACCCGCGCACGGGCAGCUGCCUGCGCUGCCGCGACCACACCGCCGGCCGGCACUGCGAGAGGUGCCAGGAUGGUUACUACGGGGACCCGGUGCUGGGCUCAGGGCAGCAGUGCCGGCCCUGCCCCUGCCCUGGCUACCCCGGUACACGGCACUACCAUGGGAGUGCCUGCCACGCUGACCAGGAGACCCACCACAUCAUCUGCCUCUGUGCACCUGGAUACGCGGGGCCCCGCUGCGACCGCUGCUCCCCAGGAUACUUCGGAGCACCGGAGUCGGAGGGAGGAGAGUGCCGGCCCUGCCAGUGCAACAACAACAUCGACACCAGCGACCCUGGCGCCUGUGACCCCCACACCGGGCACUGCCUGCGCUGCCUGUACCACACCGCCGGGCCCCACUGCACCCUCUGCCAGCCCGGAUACUAUGGCAAUGCCCUGCAGCGUAGCUGCCGACGCUGCAGCUGUGACCCAAAGGGAACCCUGGCCUCCCACUGCACCACGGGCUCCUGCACCUGCGACCGCAGCACCGGCGCCUGUGCCUGCCGCCCCAAUGUGGUGGGCAAGAGCUGUGACCGCUGCGCACCCCACUUCUGGAGCCUGGGGGGGCCAGGGGGAUGCGAGCCCUGCGGAUGCCACCCCACGCACUCCCUGCACCCUGCCUGCAAUGCGGUGACGGGGCAGUGCCAGUGCCAGCCCGGCUUCGGGGGCCGCGUCUGCUCCCAGUGCCAGGAGCAUCACUGGGGAGACCCCGAGCAGGAGUGCCGAGCCUGUGACUGCGAGCCGGUGGGUGCCGAGAGCCCGCAGUGCGAGCAGGCCAGCGGGCAGUGCCGGUGCCGGCCGGGUUUCACCGGGCAGCGCUGCGACCGCUGCCAGCGCGGCUUCCAGGAGGCGUUCCCACACUGCUCGCCCUGCCACCCCUGCUUCGGGCACUGGGACCCGGCCCUGGGCCUCCUGCGGGACAGGCUCCAGCGCCUCGGGGAGCAGGCGCAGGCGCUGCGGGAUGGGGGGGCCCUGUCCCCGCUCAGCCCCCGCCGCCUGCGGGCGCUGCAGGAGGCACUGGGGAGCGUGGAGCAGCUGCUGGGUGAGGGGGGCAGCGCUGGGGGACCCCUCCUUGACUCACUGCCGGGGCGGCUGGAUGGCACCAGGCAAGUGUGUGCAAUAGGCGAUGGUAAAGGGACCCCCAUGUGGUCACUCAAAAGGCGUAACCUCUCUCUGCCCCUUCAAAGGACGGAGCUGGAUGACUUCUGGAAGCAGCUCCAAGAGCUGGAGCAACAUCUGGAUCAGCUGGCUCAGGCAGAUGUGCAGCACCACGACCGGAUAGCUGUGCUGAGCCGCGAGCUGGGGGGUCUCAACCGAACCGCUUCCCACCUCCAAACCCUCCUCAGCACCGUGUCGGUGGCCGGAUUCAGUGAGUCCUACCGCAGCAUCCUGGCGUCGGCGGAGGGCUCGCGGCUGGCGGAGGCGGUGGCCAAUGGCACCGCUGGUGAGGUGGCCGGGGCGCAGGCCACGCGGCGGGCGGCAGAGCGGGCGCUGCGGCAGAGGGGAGACGCGUUCCGUCGGGGCACCGCCGCUGCGCGCAAAUCCCUGCGAGAGGCACAGAAACGGGUGAUGGGGCUCAGCACUGCCGGGGUCAAUGAGAAGAUCUGUGGGGCACCUGGGGACCGGAGCUGCGAGGAAGCGCCUUGUGGAGGAGCCUUGUGCCGGGAUGAUGCGGGGAUGCGGCACUGCGGUGGCACAGCGUGCGUGGGGGCACUGCCUGUCUCGGCUCGAGCCCUGAGCGGUGCCCGCAAUGCAUCGCAGCAGCUGGAGGCGGCGCUGGGGCAGCUGGGUGCUGUGGCACAGAAGAUGCAGGAGGUGCAGGAGCUGGCGCGGGGUGCACGGAGCCGGGCAGAGGAGGCCCUGGGGCGCUCCCAGGCCGCCCGCAGCCAGGCAGAGAAGGCGACAGCCCAGCUGAGGGACUUCAUCCGCCGGAUCAAGGCCUUCCUGGCAGAGGAGGGGGCCGACCCGGGCAGCAUCGAGCUGGUGGCCCAGCAAGUGUUGAACAUCUCCCUGCCCAGCAGCCCCAAGCGGAUCCAGGAGCUGCUCCAAGAGAUGCGGGAGAGCAUCAGGCAGCUGGAAGGGGUGGACGCGGUGCUCAACAGCACGGCAGAGGGGCUGGCUGUGGCACAGAGGCUGCUGGAACAAGGACGGGGUGCCAGGCAACGAGCGGAGGGUGUCAGGGAUGAGCUGGUGGGGACACAGCAGGCGCUGGAGGUGGCACGGGCACAGGCGACAGCAGCAGGGAGUGCCCUGCAGAGCGCCAGGGAUGCCAUCCGGGUGGCUGAGAGCAGAGCCAAGGAGGCGGAGCGCCGGCUGCAGGCACUGGAGGGGAAGGAGUCACGGGCGCAGAGGCGGCUGCAGGAGCUGGGGCAGAGCAUCCGCACGCUGCAGGAGCGGGACCAGGACACCCACCGCAUGGCGCAGCGAGCCAAGGAUGGGGCGCAGCGUGCCACUGCCACUGCCGGCAUGCUCAGCCAGGACCUGGCGCAGGUGACGCAGCGCUACCUGGUGCUGAAGACCCGGGUGAGCGCGCUGGAUGGGGUGUCUGGCGGCGCCUUGCAGCGUGUGACACGGCUGACAGCCGAGGCACAGGACCUCCUGGACAAGGCCAGCACCAGCAAGAGGAAGCUGGAAGAGCUGGAGCAGCACUUCGGGGCCAACGAGCGGGCAAUGGCAGCGAAGGCAACGCGACUGCAGGCUCUGGAGCAGCGGGUCUGGGGGCUGCUGGAGGAGAUCCGGGAGAGAGCCAACGCUUACGCCACCUGCUAGGGACCGGGGCUGCGGGCCGGGGCACGGCCGAGGCGCAUCCGCCCCGGUUCCCGCAGCCCCGCGGUCCCGUCCCCUCCGCCGGUGCCUGCAGCGCGGCCGCGCCUGCGAAUAAAGCCGUGAGCAGUG